ACGCGUUAACAUGUCUGAAGUGGUCGAAUGUGGAUCUACGUAUGCAUAUCUAUGAUGGACAGGCCCACAUCUUUUACUUCCUUUAGCGUCUCUGUUUCCUCCAGAACUUUCUACAGCUUCAGAGGGAAAGUACGGAGAGAGGACCGAUGGCAACCAGCGGGCGUUUUUCUGACAGUUUCAUAGACGAGGAUCCACAGAGAGCCCUUGAGGAGCUAAAUGAGGAAUUGGGGAAGAAAGCUGAUCAUGCUGAAUGGCUCUGUCAGCGGGCCUAUGCUUAUAUACUAUUGAAAGAGUACACUAAAGCAAUUGAUGAUGCCAAGAAAGCUCAACAGCUGCAGCCAGGUCUUGCGCUUGCCUUCUUAAGAACAGGGUAAGUUCACAAUAUAGUUUUCUCACAUAAAACACAAACCUGUGCGUUUGUAUGUCCCAGCAUCAUUAAUAAGUCAUUGAAAUGCAGGGCAUUUUGGGGAUUCUAGAAUACUGAAAUAUUCUUGAAAUAUACUGAUUGCGUUUACAUGUACGUUCUUAACCUGAUUAUGCUUAAGCCGAAAAUGCACGUGAUCAUGUAAAUGCAUUUACCCAUUUUCCUUAAAGUCAUAAUCGAUAACCCAAUCGAUUUUUGCCCCUUACACUGAUUCCGCCCACCAUAUAAACGCCUUAAUUUUAUUUGAAAGUAGACUAAUCCUUUUUCCUGAAUUUACUCACCCCCAUGUCAUUC
Messenger RNA from Megalobrama amblycephala (Wuchang bream), 718 nucleotides. Its product is annotated as protein SGT1 homolog. Bases 147 to 374 code for a protein of 75 amino acids. The record is from RefSeq and is a predicted model, not a curated record. NCBI's taxonomy places the organism in Eukaryota, Metazoa, Chordata, Actinopteri, Cypriniformes, Xenocyprididae. Gene Ontology annotation, molecular function: protein-folding chaperone binding. The transcript has 4 exons. Gene Ontology annotation, biological process: protein stabilization.